Messenger RNA from Scheffersomyces coipomensis, 3033 nucleotides. It is a transcript of the gene ZCF27, whose product is annotated as Zcf27p. The coding region runs from base 1 to 3033 and encodes 1010 amino acids. The transcript has 2 exons. The record is from RefSeq and is a predicted model, not a curated record. Gene Ontology annotation, molecular function: DNA-binding transcription factor activity, RNA polymerase II-specific; zinc ion binding. Lineage: Eukaryota; Fungi; Ascomycota; Pichiomycetes; Serinales; Debaryomycetaceae. Gene Ontology annotation, biological process: regulation of DNA-templated transcription.
AUGCAAAAUAUAGUUAAAAAUGAAUUGGAUGAGAAUUCAAAGUAUCGUCAACAAGGUCAACCUCAACAAUUACAACAAUUACAACAAAACCAACAAACUCAAUUAACUACUCCUCCCCAACAAAGUACAACAUCGUCAACUUCAUCUCUACCGCAACAACAAGGAACUCCCCAACAGCAACAGCAACAGCAACAGCAACAACCACUGCAACCUCAAAUAUCUUCACAACCAGUACCACCCCAACAACAGCAGCAACAGCAGUAUAAUCCUUACUAUCAAAAUUAUUAUCAACCUCAACCUCCAUUACCUGCAUCUCAACCCUCCUACUAUAAUCCUGUUCAUCCUCCACCACCUCCAGGAGUACAACAACAAACUCAACCUCAAACAGCAUCAGGCUCCUUAGCUCCACCACGCUCUGCAGCUGCAUUUCCAAGAAAAAGAGCUUUAACUGCGUGCGAUACUUGUCGUUUAAAGAAAAUCAAAUGUGAUAAUGUAAGACCACGAUGUGGAUCUUGUGUGAAGAAUGGCAACUUGAAUUGUCAUUAUAGAACUGACGAUCAGCAAAAGGAUGUAUCUACAUUUGAUCCUGCUUCUAUUAAUAUCAUUGGUAAAUUAGAUGUCAUAUUAAGAGAUUUAAAAGAUAUUAAAAAACAUUCUGGAAUAACCGAAUCAUCAUCCCAAGAUGAUCCAAUUUUAGGGGAUGGGAAAAUAAGACCUCAAAGAGCAUCUGAUUUUAAAUUUGAUGAUUGUUUUUGGGAUAUGUCACUUACAUCUAUAUUAAAAUGGAAUUCAUUUCGACAAUAUACUGGUGAAACGUCUGAAGAAAUUGGCCUAGUUAUAAAUCAAUUGGUUAAAGAUUACAAUACUGAUGAUGUAGGACCUUUUAGAAAGGCAACUUUAUUUGAAAGAUUAGAAUUAGCUAAAAAUCUUGAAGUGUUAAUCCGAGAAAACUUAUCUGCUAUUAUAAAUUCAUUCUUUGUCAAUUGUUAUACCAAAACUCCAAUCUUGGAUACUUUGGAAAUCUUUGAACUGUUGGAAAUUUUCAAAUGUUUAAUGAGUUACGAUCCAUCAAUCACUCUAGUGAAAUUAUUAGAAGAUUAUGAACCUAAUACUCCUAGUGAUCAAAUCCCUGAAUUUGUCAUUGAUGCUUUAAAAGCUGCUAAUCUUGAAGAUACUCCAUAUCGUAGAUUGGCAUAUAAAACAUUAUGUGAAUCAAUUCCAUUAUUUUUAACUAUUUGUGCCUUAGGUAUAAUCUCCACCAGUAUUCAAUUGGAAAAUUUAUCUAAAUUCAAUUCAUCAACUGAAGAAAAGGAAAGUACCAUACUUGGAUCAUUAUCAAGUGAAUCAACGUUUAAUAAAGUACCUUUAACUUUACCUCGUGAUAGAUCUCAAAUUGCAUUUUUAUUAAUUAAUUAUGCUCAAUUUUUAGAUAGUGCAUUCCCAGAUUCUAUUAAACAAAGCUCAUUAGUGGCGGUUGAAUUCAAUUUAUUAUUAAGUCAAUAUUAUUUAUAUAUUAUGUGUCCUGUUAAAGCAUAUCGAUUUAUAUCGAUUGCAUGUCAUAAUAUGAUGUAUUUCUUAACCAUGAGAAAUAUCAAUAAUACUUAUUCAUCACCAUCAUUAGAUUCCAAUAAACGAGAAAUGAUUGAUCGAUUAUUUUGGACAUGUUUGAAAUUAGAAUGUGAAUUAAGAGUUGAAUUAUCUCCUUAUGUACCUUUAUCCGGUAUAACCCAAGUGAUUCCUCCUACUUCAUUUCCUAAGAUUCCUGAUCCAAUGACAUUGGAAAUAAGAGAAGCUCAUAGUGAAGCAUGUUUGAAAUUAGCUAAUAAACAUGAUGAUGAAAAGACAUGGUAUUAUUUUUUAACUGAAAUUGCAGUUCGAAAAGUUGAUAAUAAAAUGUUUGAUGAGAUUUAUUCAUUUGAAAAUACAUUAAAGAAAACUUGGGAUCAAGAAGCUUUUUCGAAUGAAUCAGUAUGGAUUUUAUUCAUCAAAUAUUUAAAUCAAUAUAAUGGGAUUAUAAAUUCUUUAAAUCCUCAAAUUCGUACUUUUGUAUUACAAGAAGUUAACGUGGAUCAAAUUCAUCGUAGAAUGAAAAAGAAAUAUGAAAAGAAACAUGCUAGAGUUGCUAUUGAAACUGAUAUUUUCGAUAGUUUAGAUGAUUUUUUAAUUGAUGAUGAUUUAUUAUUAAGAGCUCAAUCUGAAUCAAUUAUGUUUAUUAAAACGAGAAUUAUAAGUUCUAAAUUAUUAUUAUUCCGUCCUUUGGUUUAUUUAUUAUUAGAGGAUAAAAUCCCAUUUGUGGAAUUAUUAGAAGCAGCCAUGGCAGUGGUAAGUACAUUAAAUGCCAAUUCAUCAUUAAAUACUUUAAAUUCAGUGGAAUCACCCGAUUCAAUGGGAUCAAAUUCCAACCCAUUAACUGGUACGUCUGAUCCAUCUGAUAUUGAUAUGGAAUUGGAUUAUUUUAAUUUAGUCAAUGCUCCAUUAUUUUAUCAGAAACAACAUCCUGAUGAAGAUUUUUCUAAUAUCAUUGAAUAUAUUCCCGUUAAGAAUUCUUCAUCAGAUGAAAAUAAUCCUAAUAACAAUGGUAAUAAUACCGAUACUGAAGAAUCUCCGGAAGAUUCAUUUAGAUUGAAAAGUUUACCAUUAGCAAGAUCAAGAAUCCUUAGAAUCUUCAUUCAAAAUUUAAUAUCAAUUCCUAAAUUGAAUAUUCCUAAAUUAGGAUCUCAUAGACAUCCUGGAUCAUGGUAUUAUUUACGGAAUUUAUUUUCAGGAAAUGUGCUUCAAUUUUUAAUUUAUAAAAAGAUUCAUGAAAUGAUUCAACGAGCCAUGAUGGAUGAUAAUUUCAAGCUUUAUAUAAGUCAACUGCCUGAUAUUGGAUCUCCAAAUGAUAUUUUCAAUAUGCUUGAUAUAAUCUUAUCUCGAGAAGGAAUCGUGGCAGCGUUUGAACAUUCAUUGAUUAUAUUCAGUUAUUGGAAGGAUGAAUCCAAAGAUUGUCAAGUUUAUUAUGAUUACAUUAAGAAACUCUUAGAUAAAUUGUAA